AAGAAAGGAGGCAGAGCUUGCUGCAGACCCACUCCCUCUCCCUCUCCUCCCCUCCCGCUUCCACUGAGGCACAGAGAGCAUUCUCUCUCUCUCUCUCCCUCCAUCUCCAUCUCCAUCUCUCUCUUUCCCUUUUCUCUUCUCCUUCUCUCUUUCCUCUGAGAGGGAUUACGUGAAACACCCUGUGAACAAAUUAAAAAUACCCACUCAUGUUUUAUUGAGUGUCAAGCCUCUAGUCAGUCGAGUGCCCGUACCAGAGAGCGCAACUGAAGGUGUGUGUGAGUGUGUGUCCAGGCUGCACUGUCCGUGAGUGCGCAUGAGUUGGAGCAGGCGUGUGUGAGGAGCGUCGUCGGGUCUUCUGUGGCAUUCCGGUGGGUCAGAGGUUUCGGAGCGGUGGCGGUCUCGUGAGUGGUGAAGUGACCAUGCUGAGGAAGAGGGGCUCGCAGGAGCAACUGAUGGACCGCGAGGUGCUGCUGGACCUGGACUACACCGGGGAGACCCAGAGCGCUGGGGACGGCUACGGGAGCCUGCAGAAUGGAGGCUUCAUCCCACCCCGAUAUCUUACGGCCGCCGCUGAUGACGACGAUGACCCCAUCUACAUCCACAGCUACAACCCACAGAGCGAGCCGGCCGCAGCGCCUAAAGGCAAUUACUUCAGAGAUGGGAAGACCAAAAUAGACUUUGUGCUGGUGUGGGAGGUGAAAUCGCGGCGGAAGCGACGCUCCCGGGCGAAGUCUCAGGGCGAGGCGGCGGUGCCCGGCGAGGAGGCCGCUCACGAAGAGAGCCGCACGGAGAAGAAGAGGGCCAUGCAGGCGAAGCUCAGGGAGAGGUUCAUCCACCACCUCCAGAGCUCAGGGCUGCUCAUGGAGAAGGAGGAAUCCACCAGUGCGAAGAAGACGGUCCACUACCUGAAGCUCAGCGCUCCCUGGGACGUUCAGGUGUACUACGCUGAGGAGUUGUGUCUCCGGGCCCCGCUGCAGGCACAACCAAAUCCAGAAUUCAACACAUCAGCCCGGGUGCUUAAGAAGCUGUGUGUGCCGAACAUCAUGGCAGACUCUGUGCCAAACAGGCCAGUGGACUACUACACGUGUGCCUUCCGCAAGUCCAAAAUGGACAAGUUUCUUGGCUCUGAAAAUCAAGAAACUUAUUUCACCAACAAACAGAGACAUCGGAUAGUGUACGAGAUUCUGGCGCGGGCCCCGUACGGCAAGCGCAAGCGAGCGGAGGUGGGGGUAGCUCGCCUGCUGAACGAGGGGGCCUUCACAGCGGCCUUCCCCCUGCACGAGGGCCCGUUUGAGCUGCCCGACUACGAGGUGCAGCCCGACCAGCUGAAUCAGAGGCAGGUCCUCUACCACUACUGGGCCCGCUGGUCAAAGUGGUACAAGUACCAGCCUCUGGACCACAUCCGCGAGUAUUUCGGGGAGAAGAUCGCACUUUAUUUCGCAUGGCUUGGUUUCUACACAGCGUGGCUUCUUCCUGCCGCCCUGGUCGGCACGUUCGUCUUCGUGUCGGGGAUCAUGACCAUGGGCUCCAACACGCCCGCUAAAGAAAUCUGCGAGAGUGGCGGCCGUUAUCUGAUGUGCCCACUUUGUGAGACCUGCAAGCCCUGGAACAUGUCAGACAUCUGUCCCAUGGCCAAGGUGGGCUACCUCUUUGACCACCCCGGCACGGUCUUCUUCAGCAUCUUCAUGUCCCUGUGGUCCGUCACAUUCUUGGAGUACUGGAAACGCAAGAACGCCACCCUGGCCCACCACUGGGACUGCAUGGACUUCCAUGAGGAAGAGGAGCGUCCCAGGCCGGAGUUUGCCGCCAUGGCGCCGGGCAUGGAGCAGAACCCGGUGACGGGCGUGAAGGAGCCCUACUUCCCGGAGAAGGCGCGCAUCUCGCGCAUGCUGACCGGCUCUAUGGUCAUCAUCAUAAUGCUGUGUGUGGUGAUGAUCUUCCUGGUGACGGUCAUCAUCUACAGGAGUAUCGUGAGUGUGAUGAUGUAUGAGACGGGCAGUUCCGUGUUGCGGACUCAGGCUGGGAACAUUGCCAACAUCUCAAGCAGUAUGGUGAACUUGGCUCUCAUUCUGCUGAUGGGGCAGGUGUACACUGCAUUAGCAGAACAGCUCACUAAAUGGGAAAUGCACCGAACGCAGACCCAGAAUGAAGAUGCGUUCACCUUCAAAGUGUUCAUCUUCCAGUUUGUCAACUUCUACUCGUCUCCUUUCUAUGUGGCAUUCUUCAAGGGAAGAUUUGUGGGAUACCCAGGCCACUAUGGUACUUUGUUUGGGAUGAGAAAUGAGGACUGUGGGCCGGGAGGCUGCCUUAUUGAGCUGGCAGAGCAGCUGUUUAUCAUCAUGGUGGGAAAGCAGCUCAUCAACAACAUGCAGGAAUUUGUGAUCCCAAAAGUGAAAGCGUGGCGGCAGAAGAGAGCCUUGGCGUCUGUGAGGAAAGCUCAAGUCUCCCACGAGCCUCAGCGGUGGGAGCAGGAUUAUGAGCUGAUUGAGUGCGAGGGCUUGUUUGAGGAGUAUCUGGAGAUUGUCCUGCAGUUUGGCUUCAUCACCAUCUUCGUGGCCGCGUUCCCUCUGGCACCACUGUUCGCUCUGCUCAACAACUGGGCCGAGGUGAGACUGGACGCCCACAAGUUUGUGUGUGAGUACCGUCGGCCGGUGGCCGAGCGCGCCCAGAAGAUUGGCGUGUGGUUCACCAUCCUAGAGGCGCUGUCUCACCUGUCCGUCAUUGUCAAUGCUUUCCUGAUUGCUUUCACCUCUGACUUCUUGCCGCGUCUGCUCUACCAGUAUAAAUAUGAUAAUCAGCUGCAUGGCUAUGUGAACUUUACCUUGGCCUACUCCCCACCCAGCUACAACCACACAACACAUACCAUGUGCAGAUACAAAGCCUUCCGAGACGAAAAUGGAAACUACACUCUGGUGUACUGGGAGCUGCUGGCAGUCAGACUGGGUUUCAUCAUUGCAUUCGAGCAUGCGGUGUUCUUCGUGCUGCGGGCCAUUGACUGGAUGGUGCCGGACGUGCCCGAGUCCCUGGAGCUGAAGAUCAAGCGUGAGCGCUACCUGGCCAAGCAGGCGCUGGCCGACAACCAGGAAGCACUGCUGGUGAGUCGCCUCUUGGCCUCCAGCCCAGGUCAGUGGACACGGAGACGCACACACACACACACACACACACACACACACACACACACUCAUCGUUGCUUGGCCUGCAGUGCACGCUCCAACCGGGGUCAUCUUCCAUGGAUCCUCCACUCAUUCCAUGCUGGACGUUUCGCGAGUAGCUUUGUGUUAUAGCACGAGCACCCCCCCCCCCCCCCCCGCCCCCAUCCAUAAGCUCUUGUUUUUCUCUUGUCAUGGCUGUCACAUGGCCUACAUCUAAUCAGUCAGUGUGCUAUAUUGUAGCUUUCACUUUUAGUGAGAUCUCAGAAACUCCAAUAAUACUAAGAUUAUUAGUAUACAAAAAUACUAAGAACUGAACCCCACUUACUGAGGAAGUCACAUGCAGGUACAGUAAAUAUAAAUUCCUUGCUGUGUUCCCUCCCAGUUGGGUCGGAGGCCCCUGCUCUCACGUGUUUGAGAACAGAGAUGAAAUCCAGACCUCUCUCUCCAGCCCCUCUGGCUCUUUGGCUGCUCUGACUUCAGCUCCCAUUUCACUGCCUCCGCCAGGUUUCCCUUCGUUCGUGAAACGCCAUCUUCCCCCCCAAGCUCUUGCAUGCACCCCUUUUCUCCCUCUACCCAUAAGUCUGGAAACAACCGCGGCACACAGCUAAAGCGUAUUUUUCGUUGAUUUCGAUGACGAGUUUUCUGUUAUAAUUUCGAGGUAUAUUUGGGGUCACUGUGCCUCCUCGUGCUCCAGUUCAGGUGACCUGCAUAUCUUCCCAGGCCUCUCCAACCACCAACCCAGUUUACAUGCUGCCUGCAUCCGUCCCAAUCAGAAAUAACUUUUGGAAAGCCGCUCUCCCAUCAGUCCUGGUCCGGAUGCAUAUUUAGCUGCCAUUUCUAGGGCAUGCCCAGAGAUAGAUGCUUUGAUAGACUUUACUCAUAACUAGCAGGAGGUGAAAGAAAAUAUGACUUUUUAGGGGCACAUUUCAAGCCCAUGGUGAAACAUGGUUUGCUGCAGUUACAAUAUGAAGAGACAGUCAAAGUCAUACAAAAUAAGUGUCACAUUUUACGGGUAAACUUCCAAAAGACCAAGGCUUGACCGUCCAUGCUACAGCACAUUUUGACUACUGUUCUAUCUUAUCAGCCUCCUCUGAUAUUGCUUUGGUCGUCUCCUUAUACAAUAACACAGUGUGUUACAGCUGCAGAUCACCAAGCCAUUCCAUGUUUUUGUUAUCAUCGGUUUUUUUUUUUUUUUUUAAAUGUGCCAUCAGUGGCGUACUGUGCUGUGCCUUGGUGUGUGUGCGUGUGUGUGUGUGUGGGAGUGUGUGUCCGUCCGUCCCCGUGUCCUGACCAUUACACUGUGUUUAUCGUGAUGCCUUACUCUCUGUUGGUUCUGGUGUUCACUGAGCGGUCAUACCUAACCAGGUGAGUACAGGGGCUGGGGUGAGUAGAGUUAUUCUCUCAGGCUGUCAUCAUGAAAGAUCGACUUCUCACUCUUGUGUUAACUACAGAAUACUAUAGUCUCAGGUACCCUUGUAUUUCUUACAUUUUAGAUUUUGACUGGCAGUUUGAUAACUGGUAUUACUACCAGUUUUACAACUGUAAAAGUAUUAUUCUACUCCAUAACAUAAUAUGUUAUUAUCCUAAAUCUUGUGCAUUAUAUUAUGUUCAUGUACAACAGAAAGUACACCUGAAAUGGUGUUUUCUUUAUUCUGACUUUGGUCCCUUUGGACUCUUUCUUUGCCGGUGCUGCUGCAUUCACCCCCACUGUGCCUCCACCUUGAAGCAAGCAACACACCUGGCAAACUGAGGCAAGCCUGUAGUGAGGGCAUGCGUCCAGCAGAGGGCAGCAUCGCAAAGGGAGGACCUAACGUCUCCAGCACUGAUUCGGCUGGGACGCCUUAGCAGUUCUGCUGUCUG
Molecule: messenger RNA, 5012 nt
Organism: Alosa sapidissima (American shad)
Lineage: Eukaryota; Metazoa; Chordata; Actinopteri; Clupeiformes; Clupeidae
Gene: ano11
Product: anoctamin 11
Exons: 22
Coding region: 420-3284 (954 amino acids)
Biological process (GO): chloride transmembrane transport
Cellular component (GO): plasma membrane
Molecular function (GO): protein dimerization activity; chloride channel activity
Source: RefSeq, a predicted model, not a curated record